AACGAUUGGAGCCCGCGGUCCAAAUCGUCCAAAUUGUCACAAUGGCGGCGGAAGUGUUGAAUGAUAUAAUUUGUCGCAGGAUAUCUGUAGAUGAUUUAAUUGCAUGGUUGACAACAGAUCAAAUGGUUGACUGCCCUGCAGCAUUGGAGAAUGUGAAAUGCGGCAGGAAAGAUUUUGUGCCUUACUUUAUGAACUUCUUAAGGGAGCAGACAUCAAGGAUCUUACAGCUGGUCAAUUUCCCUGCCUCAAAUAAGGUGAACAGACCAUUUCAGAAAAAAAAUAAUGGAAAAGAUCGUUUGGCUCCAUUUCCCCCGAGUCAGCAUGACCAUGCUGAUGGCAACAUGGGGAUGAAGGCUCUGGAUGUUCCAGAUGUUUCAUAUUCAGAAAUUGAGGAGAGAAGCAAGAGGAAAACUGCAUGUGUGACAAAGAGGAAGACAGCAGGAGAUCCACAUGACUUUGGGAAACCAAUUGCACAGAGUAGCCCUGUGCAGGAUCACAAACACAGCAACUCUGACACCACACGCAGAUGUUUCAUUUUAGAGGAUUUCAUUGUGAAGGGAACAAGAUCUGGUAAGAAGAAGGGCACUGGAGCACAAGGACAAAUGCUGCAACCUUCUGGUAGCAGGGAAAGCAAGUCACGCAAGAGAAUCAAUCCAACACGACUGGGUACUGAAGAAUCUAAGGGUGGAGAUGUACGUUUUGGAUUGGCAUCAAGGUUGUGUGAACCCAGUGCCCCAUUUUGUGAGCAGUCAAUAGAAACAAGCAACAGUAAGAACUUUGAUGAGGAGAGAAUACUGCUGCGAAAAGAACGUCUGAGACAAAUGUGUGACAACAAGCAUGUAACUCACUCCGCUACAGAAGUGGUCACUUCUUAUGUUAAUGAAUUUGUUGUGGCCAAGCCUCAUCUGGUGAGCUGCCAAGAAGAGCUGCAGGUGUUAGCAGACAUUUACUCUCGCCUGAUGGAUUGUAAUUUGGUUUUAAAUAUAAUGACAGAACUGUAUUUUGUGGCGGGCUUGCUUGUGGUUCGGGUCCCUGUUGGAUGUGAAACGGAUGAGCUUCAUCCAUCUCAGGAAGUAUCCAGUGAGGAAGCCACUCAUCAUUUGUAUCGUGGAGCAUGGAACAUGAAGAAAUGUGCUUAUUUUACUACAGUACAUAAUUGUGUGUAUUUUGCUACAUCACUGUUGAACCGGCAGCGGCAUAUUUUAGAGUUAUUUGACAAGACUACAUUAAGAAUGAUCGCCGAUAACAGAUACAUUUUAGCAUUUAUGCCAGAUUUGUAUGACUUCAUUAGUGAAUUUCUUACCAGUGACAUGUCAAAAACUAGACGAUGUGCACCUGUGGUUGCAGGAAUUCAGGCCAAUGUCUCUUUCCAGUCAGACACUGACAAUCGUCACAACUUUCCAACAGACCAGGCAUUUCACAUUUUUCGCAAGCAACGUGACGGUUUCUAUGACAUUCUUCGCAAGUGGGAGGCAGACCACAUGUUACCUGACUGGUCAUUUGCUAAUGCACUGGGAUCACGUAUAAAAACACUUCUUAACCUUCACAGUGAGCCUGCCAACUUUGUUCACUUUGCACGUCUGUUUCGUUCGCAGCUGCUUGGAACCUGCAGUGGUUACUCCAGUUGCAGUGAGCAGACAGCAUUUAAUGACAAUGGUGGUGAGAGCCUCAGCAUUCUGAAGGAUGUGCACCCGGAGAAGCUGAGUCGUCUGCAUGAGAGACUGGUAAAUCCAGUCCAGUCUGGUGGCCCCUGUCCACUUCCAUCAUUCCCUGGACACCAGGAGUUUUACCAUGACUUCAUCCUGCACUCCUCGAAUCCUGCUUUUCUGCAGCAUUUGGCCGACAGUCUUGCCUCUCAGAUACUGGCACUCAAUGAGACCACUUUUGUGGCAUCAGAUUUGGAGGAUAAAGACACAUCUGUUGAUGAUACCACUCGCAGCAAUUACUUGACAUGUGUGUCAGCUCUCCGCUUGCUUGCCAAGUUCCUUGGUUUGGUCACGUUCCUGCCAUACAGGUCAAGAGUGAAAGUGCUUCCAGAAGACAUAGUAGGAUCACAGUCUGCAGUACGUGCCAAGUUAUGUCCACAGUUGGAAGUCUUGGGAUGCAUAAAGGAGGCCAAGCAGAGUCACAAGUUGGUGCUAACGUUACCAUGGGUUGUAAAGUACCUGUCCAUGAUGGAUCCAGUCUCUGCUCACCUCCCUUAUUAUAGUGCUGUGUUCGAGCAAUUGUUUGGUGUAUAUCAAAACAUGCACUUGUCUGGCAGAGCCUCAUUACUCAUCAGACUGGUGCUGGGCUGGCUGUUUCAGUCUUCAAACAUUCUGGAAGGACUGUUCUAUGCUUGGAAACAAGAUCCGAGCAUCAGCAAAACAUUACACACAGGGGAACCCACACAGUUGGUGCCUCUGGAUGCUCUUGAUAUAGUGGAUGAACACUGCCUCUACCUCUGCUGCCCCUACAUGGGUGAAUUGAAGCUUUGCCUGUCAGUUGGGAUGGGCUCCUCAUGCAGAACAGUGAAGCACAUCACUCCAGUGUCUGCAUCAUUGGAUACACCAUCUGCUGCAAAACAAAUACAGCUACAGCUGGAAGAGAGUUUUUUCCAUGGACAGCCAGCAUCCACUCGGAAGACUGUGGAGUAUGUUGCAGAGCGUGUUGCAUCCAGCUGUGUGAAGCACAUUUGUAGCACAUUGCUUCAGAGUGUUAGGAAGCAAGGGGCUAAACAUGUUUCACAGCUUAUUUCUACCAGCACUGUCCUCAGCACAAUGAACAGCGAAUCGGAAACUUCUAUGAAGCAGCUUAAGGAGUUGCUGCUGACAGAAGUGGCUUCCAUAGCUGACAGAUGCUGCGGCGACUUCAGGCAUCAGUGUGAUGUCAGGGAGUAUUGCAGGAAGAGGUGCAAGGUUGCAUUGCCAGUUCUCCUGGCAGGUGAUGUGUUAGAGCCUGUAUGCACCAUGUGUGCACAGAUUGCUGCCAGAUUCAGCCAAGAACAUGUCAACACAUGGAUACAGUCGCAUAUCACUCCAGGCCUGUUUCUGAAAGAAUUUGAGUUGGACAUAGAGAAGGCAUUUCGUAAUGUUGGAAAGCUUGAGAGUAAGAAAGAAAGUAUGUGCAAGACAUCACAUGUGGUGUACUCUGGUGUAAGGAAUGUGAAGCAUCUUGAUGAUAUUGAGUCCCCAGCCCAUGCCAUCAUGCAGAUUCAGAAUAUGAUAUGGGGGCUGCUGGAUGGUGACACCUGUGUUGUGACUGAGCAGCAGGUGUGGGUGACACUGGAUGUUGUUCAAGGAGCUCUCUGUAACCGCUCAGAUCUGGUUCCUUCAGCUGAGAGAUUGUUGCCAUCUCUGGUCCUGGAUCUUGCACUGUUGCUAGUUGCGCGUUACCCAGAUAUGAUGACCACAGGGCUCAUGGAGCAGUUUGUGAGUGUGUGGCGUGUCUGUGAGGAGUGUGACGCUUUGCUGCAUGUUCUAUGUCCACGCAACAUGUUGCUGCUGUCACAGUCGAGACAUGCAGCAGGCAAAGUUUGGACAUGUCUAGCUGGACUGUUGGCACACCUGCUGUCAUGUGGUGUGCUCCUGCCCGACUCGCUGGAACAGCAGUGUAUGGAGCUACUUCAGAGCUCUUGGCCUCAGCAGGAUGGAGCCACGGCGCGAACUGCAAUGCGUGUUUUGUGGGAACGCUUCCCCAGGCGCCUGAUUUCUUUGAGGGGCGAUCUUCAGUGGCCGGCACGCUCACCCGAUAUAGCCCCUUGUGACUGUUUUUUAUGGGGGUAUCUGAAAUCCCUCGUGUACACCGAUCGUCCAAGGACCCUUGCUCAACUGAAGGAGAAUAUUCGCCAAGCCAUAGCCAACUUACCCAUCGCUAUGCUGGAAAGAGUCGACCGACACUUCAGAAUUCAGGCAAAUCAGUGUAUCGCCAAUGGGGGGUGCCACUUGUUGGCUACAAUUUUUAAAACAGAGUAAACGUAAAUUUCCAAUGUUGUAGAAUAUGGAGAAAAAAUAAUUACAACGAUACCUAUAACAUCUUUUGUUUUAUUGACCCUUCAAAUCAGCAAAUUAUGCUGCCGCACCCUGUAUUUAUCGGCCGCUAUGUAGCCACGGCUGUCUUUUCUGGCUCCACUAUACUGUCUUUCAGAUGUCAUGUCACAGUACUGUAAAUAAGUCAUCUAGUUUCAUAGGUAUACCAAAUUUGCUGAGAUUAUUGUACAAAACAUUUCUUCUGGCUGAAUCAUACGUUUUCUCAGAAUGCGUACAUAGCUGAUAUACUGUUCCAUUGUACUGAAUUUUUUUCUCCAGUUUCUAACAAAUUAAAAUAUAAUCAGUAGUUCAUCUGUAUCUGGAGUUGGAGAGAAUUAAAAAUUUGUAUGAAGUUGAUAGUGACAAUGUGCUUUGAUAAUUAGUACAGUUGGUUUAUUGUCUUUCUUUAAAUUAGUACAGUGAUAGACUUGUUCCACUGCUGAGGCAUUUCUUCAGUAUUCCAAAUAGCAUUAAAAAUUUCUUGGAUCUGAGAAUGUAAUGCUCCACCUCCUGCAUGAAUCACUUCUGCCAGAAUUUGAUCGGUACCUGGUGAUUUAUAUAUUUUCAGCCUUUCAGUAUAAUCUGAACCUAGAAAUAUGGAGGAUACCUUAACUCUCUCUGGGAGUUAAUUACCUGAAAUAAUGUGAUGGGAUAAAUGUUUUAUUCUUAUACAUUUCUUAAAUGUUAAGAGAAUAAGCUGCCAAAGCAGAGUUACGCUAUAAGUUGGAUAGCUAGAGAACUGGCAUUUGAUUCGUGACAGGAGCCAUCAUGUCCGUACUGUCCAGACUAGGGCUGGGGCCCACCCAGCCUCCUAUCAAGUGGGUACUAAAGUCUCUUCUCAGUUGACCACUGACCUUUACUUAACCAAGGCUAAGAAUGUGUGGAGCUAUACCUCCACCCCUGCCUCUGUGUUCAUGGUUUGGGUGAGUAAUUAACACUUCCCACUCCAGGAGCCAAUUACAUCACGUCACUGUAUUUGCAUUAAAAGUACCACAGCUGAGUAGAUUGGCUUGAUGUUAAGAAUUUAGUAUGGCAUUUCUGUCAGAAGAUGGCAUCAGAUGUGAGGUACUGAUAUUUAGAAGAUAUAAUAAGCUUUCACAUUGUGAAUAUAUGUAGUCACUUAAAGGUCAUUUGAGGAAGUAUUGUUAGUUUUUCUGAGCAGCUGCAUUUACUCUUGACCAGCCUUGGUAUUUGAAGCAGGUAGUUUUGUGAUGGCUGAUCAGAGUGGCUGCAUUGUCUAAGGCACGAAAUUUCUUUGCCUGCUUAAAUGAUGGGAUCAUGGGUUUGAGUCACACGCAAAGGCAUAGCUGUUUGUUUGUCUAAGGACUUGGCCUUGCAAUGGGCUGAUUCUCCCUGUGGGGAGUCCUACUGACUGCCUAACAUUAAGAAGCUGAAGUGAAACGAAUCAUUUCACAAAUGCCUUAAGCUCAAAGUGGGUGGGUGAGUAAUGGCACUUGCCAGUCAAAGGACAAAGCUCAGGAAAAAUUUUACAUUUAGCUUUCCUUGUAUGACUUUUUCACAUAAUUUUCUGAAAUAUCAUGAGAAGAAGCUAGAGUAUGGGAUAAGAAUAAAAUAAGACCAAAUGUAGACAUGCAAGUCAGUGUAGCUCAGUCAGCAUGGAGACAAAGCUACAGGUUUGACAGCAAGAGAAUCGUGGUUCAGUUCCUGGUCAAGGCAAGGGGAAUCUCUUCACCACUGUGUCCAGACCAGAUCUAGGGCCCACGUAGCCUCCUAUCAGAUGGGUACAUGUGGUAAAAUAGCUGCGGUAUGAAGUUUCCCACUCUCCCCUGUUUAGGGCUGAUGUUAAGAAUGCAUGGAGCUAUUCCUCCACCAGAACAGUUUUACUUUUAUUUCAUGUGUUGCAGGGGAUCUUGCACCUGAUUGCCUUGUGCAUACGGGAAGUGAUGCAUCAGUACAGUGCAUCCAGAGACUACAAGUUCACCCUGCUGAUGGAAUGG
This is a messenger RNA of Cryptotermes secundus, 5965 nucleotides long. RefSeq names its product codanin-1 (gene dlt). The record is from RefSeq and is a predicted model, not a curated record. The transcript is spliced from 14 exons. Gene Ontology annotation, cellular component: nucleus. Gene Ontology annotation, biological process: chromatin organization. Gene Ontology annotation, molecular function: nucleic acid binding. The coding region runs from base 42 to 3953 and encodes 1303 amino acids. NCBI's taxonomy places the organism in Eukaryota, Metazoa, Arthropoda, Insecta, Blattodea, Kalotermitidae.